AUGAUUUGCAAAGCUCUUUGUGUCAUUACGAGCCUUUUGGCUGUAGUCUCUGGCCUUGCGACCCCAGCUGAGCUGAUCGCUCAGGCAGAGCCUAGCAAGUAUGUCUUUGCUCACUUUAUGGUUGGCAUUGUGAAGAACUAUCAGUUAGCCGACUGGAUCGCCGAUAUGACUACAGCUCAAGCAAUUGGCAUCGAUGCAUUCGCUCUUAACUGCGCCAGCAUCGACAGUUAUACCCCUGAUCAGCUAGCACUUGCUUACCAGGCGGCCGAGCAGGUCGGCUUUAAAGUCUUUAUCUCCUUUGAUUUCGCUUAUUGGAGUAAUGGAGAUACAGACAAAAUCACCGCUUAUAUGCAAAAGUACGCCGCCCAUGCAGCGCAGAUGCAGUAUCAUGGAGCUGCGAUUGUAAGUACGUUUGUUGGAGAGAGCUUCAAUUGGGGGCCCGUAAAAAAAGGAACGUCGCAUCCCAUCUGGGCCCUGCCUAACCUUCAGGAUCCGGCAGAGGCGACGAGCGGUGCUGCCCGGUCCAUCGACGGUGCUUUCUCCUGGUAUGCAUGGCCGACCGAUGGAGGGAACAGCAUCAUACCCGGACCGAUGACGACUAUCUGGGAUGAGAGGUUCGUUAAAGAUCUGGCUGGACGGACAUAUAUGGCUCCGGUAUCACCGUGGUUCGCAACCCACUUCAACUCUAAAAAUUGGGUUUUCAUCUGUGAGGAUCUUCCUACCCUUCGUUGGGAACAGAUGCUUCAGCUUCAGCCAAGCCUGAUUGAGAUUAUCUCAUGGAAUGAUUAUGGUGAAUCCCACUAUAUCGGACCAUACUCCGCCAAUCAUAGUGACGACGGCUCCUCCCAAUGGGCAGCGGGAAUGCCGCAUGAUGCCUGGCGAAACCUCUACAAGCCUUUCAUAAAGGCCUACAAGUCAGGCGCAGUGGUUCCUGUCAUAGAAGAGGACGAGCUUGUUUAUUGGUACCGUCCGACGCCGAAGAACGUGGCUUGCACCAAUGAUUCCCUCCCGCAACCAAACGGUGUCAGCAUGCUCCACGACAGUGUCUUUGUAGCUACUAUGUUGACCGAGCCAGCCACGUUGAUUGUCACGAGUGGCUCUAACCAACCAGUGUCCAUUGAGGUACCGGCGGGGAUAGUCACAUCCAACUUCAGCAUGGGCGUGGGUGCUCAGAAGUUCUCAGUGGUGCGUGGAGGGAAGGCUAUCAUGAAUGGCAAGGGCGGACUGGAAAUUAAGGACAAUUGUAAGCAUUGGAAUUAUAACGUUUAUACUGGUUCGGUAGCCAAAGAGGGUUGA
Molecule: messenger RNA, 1296 nt
Organism: Aspergillus pseudotamarii
Lineage: Eukaryota; Fungi; Ascomycota; Eurotiomycetes; Eurotiales; Aspergillaceae
Product: glycoside hydrolase family 71 protein
Exons: 4
Coding region: 1-1296 (431 amino acids)
Biological process (GO): mating projection tip cell wall disassembly
Molecular function (GO): glucan endo-1,3-alpha-glucosidase activity
Source: RefSeq, a predicted model, not a curated record